UUCGGCUCUACCUCGUUGUUUGUUUAUUUUUUUUUCUGGAUGAUCAUCGUUUUUUCGCUAUUUUAUUCUCCAUUUGAUUCAACGAAAAACAACAAUGUCCGAUGAUCUUUUACUCGAUCCCGAUAUUCGGGUAUGGGUGUUUUUACCCAUUGUUAUUAUUACAUUUUUUGUUGGCAUUCUACGUCAUUAUGUAUCGAUAUUGCUUCAUUCAAAUAAAAAAAUCGAAUUACAGCAAGUAGUCGAUAGUCAAGCUAUGAUUCGUAGUCGAUUGCUAAGAGAAAAUGGUAAAUACAUUCCCAAACAGUCAUUUUUGAUGCGAAAACAUUUCUUCAAUAAUGAAGAGAAUGGCUAUUUUAAAGAAGGUCAAAAAAGGAAUUCGACACCACCAAAUCCAAUGACCGAUCCAUCAAUGAUGACCGAUAUGUUGAAAGGAAACAUAACGAACGUAUUGCCCAUGAUAUUGAUUGGUGGUUGGAUCAAUUGGACAUUUUCUGGUUUCGUUACGACCAAAGUUCCUUUCCCGUUAACAUUACGUUUUAAACCAAUGUUACAGCGUGGUAUUGAACUUUUGUCAUUGGAUGCAUCAUGGGUAUCUUCGGCAUCAUGGUAUUUUCUAAAUGUAUUCGGUUUACGUUCAAUAUAUAUGCUAGUCUUGGGUGAAAAUAAUGCUGCCGAUCAAAGUCGUAUAAUGCAAGAUCAAAUGUUUGGUGCCGCAAUGUCAAUGCCAGCCGAUUCUAAACAGGCAUUUAAAGCCGAAUGGGAAGCAUUAGAAAUCUGUGAACAUAAUUGGUUAUUAAAAAAUGUUGAUAAUGAACUCAUUGCUUUUAAUAAUAAUAAUAAUAAUCAUAAUCUUCAUAAUAAUCUUCAGUCAAUC
Molecule: messenger RNA, 874 nt
Organism: Dermatophagoides farinae (American house dust mite)
Lineage: Eukaryota; Metazoa; Arthropoda; Arachnida; Sarcoptiformes; Pyroglyphidae
Gene: EMC3
Product: ER membrane protein complex subunit 3
Biological process (GO): protein folding in endoplasmic reticulum
Cellular component (GO): membrane; EMC complex
Source: RefSeq, a predicted model, not a curated record